AUGGACUCUGGUUACAAAGUUGGAAUACAACGUCAUAAUCAAGAAGUCGAUAAAAAUCGUUAUAUUUUAGACAAAAUUCAAAACUGUAUACAAUUUUAUGGAAAACAUAAUUUACCACUAAGAAGUCAUGAUAAAAAAAUAAAUUCUAAUAAUAAAGUAAUUUUUCUCGGUGUAGUUGAGUUAUGCAAAGAUUUGGAUAUAAGCCUACGUAGUAAUUUUGAAAAUUCGAAAGUGUUUAAAGGGACUUCUAAAAUAAUACAAAACAAUUUGUUAGAUUGUAUACUUCUCGUUGCCAGAAAAAAAAUUUUACUUGAAUUAAAAAUUGAGCAAUUUGUUUCUAUAACAGUUGAUGAAGCUACUGACAUUAUUAAUAUGUUUCAGUCAGUUAUAGUAUUUCGCCAUGAAAUAAAAGGUCAACCAGUAGAAAAAUUUUGGAAGUUUUCAAAUCUUGAUGGCCACAAUGCAGAAUCAUUAACAUCAACAAUAUUAUCUGAAAUAAAUCCUAUUUUGAAAAAUACUCAAAACAAACUAAUAGCACAAUCGUAUGAUGGGGCGGUAUUAAUAAGUGGAAGAAAAAGUGGCCUUAACACCUUAGAGUAA
Molecule: messenger RNA, 600 nt
Organism: Cinara cedri
Lineage: Eukaryota; Metazoa; Arthropoda; Insecta; Hemiptera; Aphididae
Source: the annotation of a GenBank genome assembly